Humulus lupulus (European hop) is the source of this 2697-nucleotide messenger RNA. RefSeq names its product receptor-like protein 7. Lineage: Eukaryota; Viridiplantae; Streptophyta; Magnoliopsida; Rosales; Cannabaceae. The transcript is spliced from 2 exons. Gene Ontology annotation, molecular function: protein binding. The record is from RefSeq and is a predicted model, not a curated record. Bases 1 to 2697 code for a protein of 898 amino acids.
AUGGCGAUGGUUGUGGGGUGCUUUGGUCGAGUAAACCCCGAUGAAACUGAUAUGAAUCUGAAUGAUGCUGAAAAUGGUCUAUGGUGCCUGGUGAAUACUGUAGUGCUUUCGAAUUCAAGAAUUGAUGUCCCGGAAUGUAUUCCAGUUUGCCAUGAUGAUGAAAGGUCUUCGUUGUUGCAGUUCAAGGAAAGUUUUAUUAUCAACAUGUCUGUUUCUAGUUUUUCAUCUCUUUCUUAUUCGAAGGUUGCCUUCUGGACAAACAAAGAAGACACAAGAAAUUGUUGCAUGUGGCAUGGGGUUGAGUGUGAUGAGAUCACAGGCCAUGUCAUCGGCCUUGAUCUCAGCAGCAGCUACCUCUACGGCUCUAUUGACUCAACUAGUAGCCUCUUCAAUCUGACUCAUCUUCAGAGUCUUGAUCUUGCAGACAACGAUUUCAAGUAUUCUCAAAUACCCAGUGCUAUCAAGCGGCUUUCUAUGCUCACUAAUCUCAACCUAUCAUUCUCUGUCUUCUCUGGUCAAAUUCCGUCAGAAGUUUCAGAACUAUCCAAAUUAUCCAAUCUUGAUUUGUCGGAUAACAAUUUGGAGACCCUUGUUUCAAACUUGACAAGCCUUGAGAAACUUCAUCUCAGUGGUGUUGACAUAUCAUCGGCAGUGCCUAAAUCAUUGGAAAAUUUGUCUUCCUUGAUAUCACUGCUCUUGGAGGAUUGCAAAUUGACAGGUGAAUUCCCAAUCAAUAUUUUUCAACUUCCAAAUUUACGAAGUCUAAAUGUGGUGUUCAACAAGGAUCUCACUGGAAGAUUUCCUGUGGUACUUGACCAAAAGUGCUCUCUCAAGUCAUUGCUAUUAGGAUUUACUGGCUUCUCUGGGGAUCUACCGUCAUCGAUUGAAAAACUUGCUUCUCUGACUGAGUUGGAUGGUACAAGUUGCAACUUUUUAGGAGUGAUUCCAGCCUCCAUAGGUAAGCUGAAACAACUCACUUCUCUCGACCUUUCUAAUAAUUAUUUUGUGGGACAAAUCCCUCCUUCCAUUGGAAACCUAACUCAGCUCACUUCUCUCGGCCUUUCUUAUAAUAACCUUGUGGGACAAAUUCCUUCUUUCAUUGGAAACCUAACUCAGCUCACUUUUCUCGACCUGUCCUCAAAUCAAUUUAGUGGUCCAAUUCCUUUGUCAUUCUCAAAACUCAUAAAUUUAGAAACCCUUUCGUUGAAUGAUAAUAAUUUAAGCGGAACUAUGAAUUUUGACAUGUUUAAUGGCCUAAAAAACCUCACUACCCUUAUUCUAUCCCAAAAUAAUUUGUCACUACUUGUUAGUCCUCAUGAGAUAAAUGAAACAUUUCCACAAUUCACAUCUCUACAAUUGUCCAAAUGCAAUUUAAGGAAUUUUCCUGAAUUUCUUAGACAUCAAAAACAAAUUCAGUCUUUGGAUCUUGAAGAUAACCAUAUUGCUAGUCGAAUACCAGAUUGGAUGUGGAACAUGAGCAUGGAAAGCUUGCAGGCCAUAACCCUUUCUAAUAACUCCUUGAUAGGAGAACUUUCACCUACAAUAUGUCGUCGUAGUUUUCUAAAACUCCUUGACUUGUCCCAUAACAGGUUAGGUGGUAAGCUUCCCCAAUGUUUCGGUAACUUUAGUAAGUCAUUGUCAAUACUAAAGCUUAGAAACAACUCUUUUUCAGGCAACAUUCCCCAAUUUACAAAAGGAAACCAUCUGACAUUUAUUGAUUUUGGUUAUAAUCUAUUUGAAGGGAAACUAUCAAAAUCACUUACGAAUUGUAACAUGCUUGGUUACCUCAACGUUGAAAGAAAUAAUCUCAGCGAUGUUUUCCCUUAUUGGUUGGGGAGUCUUCGAGAGCUGAGACUUCUUAUAUUGCAAGCUAAUGAAUUCCAUGGAGUUAUAAGGGAGCCCAAAACAAACCAUCGUCAAUUUGCAAAGUUACAUAUAAUUAAUAUAUCAUUCAACUCCUUCAAUGGAAGACUGCCAAUUGAAUACAUACAGAGUUGGAAGGCCAUGGAAAGUACAAGCGCUGAAGACUUUGAAUAUAUGAUGGCAAUUGUACCUUUUGAAUUCAAAGAAAAUAGUAGUAUUCAUAUUUUUGGUCAAUACCCUUUCCAAAUUACAAUAGCAGUCAAGAGCAGGCAUAGAUACUAUCAGCAGAUCCAAAAUAUUAUUGCAGUUAUAAAUCUCUCCAACAAUAAAUUUGUUGGAGAAAUUCCUGAAGCCAUUGGAAACUUGAAGGGGCUCUAUUCUCUUGACCUAUCCAACAACCAUCUCAAAGGUGGAAUUCCAUCAUCACUGAGUAAUCUAAGAGCUCUUGAAUCCUUAGACAUUUCUCAAAAUGCUCUUUCAGGGAAGAUCCCUAUUGAGUUAGACCAACUUUCUUUCCUUCAAUACUUCAAUGUUUCACACAACCAACUCUCAGGAUCUAUACCACAAUAUCAUCUCAGUACCUUUGAGGCCAGUUCCUACGAGGGAAAUGUGGGAUUAUGUGGUAUGCCACUACAAAACUCUUGUGGACACUCCAGUCCACCAGAACACUCAUUUCCAUCAUCAGAAGAAGAGUCAAGCUGUAUUUUUCAAUUUGGCUGGAAAGUUGUUGCGAUAGGAUAUGGAUGUGGAUUCUUAAUUGGAUCGUUUGUUGGGAAAAUUGUGAUUGCAAGAAAACCUAAUUGGUUAGUGAUGACCUUUGGGAUAAGGAGCUGA